UGGCAGGCUGUCCCGGCUAAUCACUUCAGGCAGCCCUUGGAAAACCACUUUCUGGUUAAGUCUGCAUCAUACUGUUCCACCAAUGGAAAAAAUUGAACAUGAUGAGGGUGUGUAGCUAGCAGACAAAAAUAUAUCCAGCAUUGCACAGGAUCUGUUUUUAGCUUUCAACGGCUGAGCAUUUGAAGUGUUAGACACUGUUUCCUGGCUUACCAUGGGCAGAAGGAAGAGAGAGCUGGAGGAUGUGGGUAUAGAUUUUAGCUCCGUGAAACUUUUUCUGUUAACUAAAAGACCCUGAGAAAAACUGGCUGCAUCCAAAAUUUUGACAAAGGAUUGCUUUGAGGACACGUGGAUUCAUUUCCCAUGCUUUUUGAAUGUGCUGCAUUGCUCCUAAGACCAUGUAAAGCCGACUGACCACUAACCUCUCUCUGAGCAAAAACCAGACUGCAGGGAAUCCCAGCUCAGCUACAUGUGGUUCAUAGCAAGUGCCUCCCUGUGUUAAGGAAUUGUCAGUUAAAAACCUGCCACCACCAAACCUGAAGGAGGUCUCUGCCUUCAGGUGAUUUUUAUGCCUGUUCAAUUCUGCAGUGACACGGUACUACAGAUAAUGUGUUUAAAAUAACUAGCACCUGUGUGUGCAGUAGUAGCCUUGCGCAAUAAGGAGAGCCAACUGGGUUAAAAUGGGCAACUCCGAGAGUCAGUACACCCUUCAAGGAUCUAAAAAUCAUAGCAAUACUAUUACUGGUGCUAAGCAAAAGCCUUGCUCCCUGAAAAUACGCAGCAUUCAUGCGAAGGAUGAGAAGUCGCUGCAUGGCUGGACUCACGGGAGCAGUGGAGCAGGUUACAAGUCCAGAUCCCUGGCCCGAAGCUGCCUUUCUCACUUUAAGAGUCAUCAGCCUUAUGCAUCAAGACUCAGUGGGCCCACGUGCAAAGUGUCCAAAGGCAUCACCUAUGCCAAGCACAGGGCGAGCACCUCAGGAAGUGAUUUCCAGGGCAGCAGUGCUGCUUUCUCACCUGAGAAUGGCUUCCACUACGAUGACCACCAGCCAGCAGACAACCACAUCACCUCUCGAGACUGCAAUGGACACCUUCUCAACUGCUAUGGGAGAAAUGAGAGUGCUGCCCCCACCGUCCCAGGUGAAGACCGCCGUAGCCCCAGGGUGCUCAUCAAGACUCUGGGGAAGCUGGAUGGGUGUUUAAGGGUCGAGUUCCACAACGGUGCCAACCACAGCAAUGGGCCUGCAGAGGACCCCAGGGGUCCAGUGCAGCUGCUGCGGUACUCACCUACAUUGGCAUCAGGAACCUCCCCUGUGCCAGAAGCCAGGAGGGACUCUGGUGCUGACUCCCCUGCCAGCCAGCGCCCUUCUCCCACUGACUCUCGCCUUCGUUCCAGCAAAGGCAGCUCCCUGAGCUCGGAGUCAUCCUGGUACGACUCCCCUUGGGGCAACGCUGGGGAGCUGAGCGAGGUGGAGGGCUCCUUCCUAGCUCCCAGCACGCCCGAUCCCAGCCUCCCCACCAGCUUCCCACCUGGUGAUGCCAAAAAGCCUUUCAACCAAAGCUCUUCCCUGUCCUCACUUCGGGAUCUGUACAAAGAUGCCAACCUGGGGAGCCGCUCCCCAUCUGGCUUCUGCCUUUCUGACGAAUAUAUCGGCUCCCACACCAGCCUAAGCAAUCGCGUGUCUUUUGCAUCUGACAUUGAUGUGCCCUCCAGGGUGGAGCACAGGGACCCCGUCCCAUACAGUUCCUUCACCCUCCCCUGCCGGAAGUCCAAAGCCUUAACUGAGGAUACUACAAAGAAGGACACCCUCAAAGGCAGAAUGCGACGCAUCAGCGACUGGACAGGCAGCCUCUCAAGGAAGAAGAGGAAACUCCAGGAACCAAGGUCCAGCUUUGACAGCUGCUCUGACGGACUGAACACAGAUGUACAGGUGCCCUCUCAGGCGCCUGCCCUACUGUGGCCAGGGGGCUCGGCUCAGAUCCUGUCUCACAGAAGCGAAUCUACUCAUGCGAUUGGCAGCGAUCCCCUUCAGCAGAACAUUUACGAGAAUUUCAUGCGGGAGUUGGAAAUGAGCAGGACCAACCCUGAGCACGUAGAAACAUCCACAGAAACCGUCGAGUCCAGCAGUGAGUCACUCAGCUCGCUGGAGCAACUGGAUCUGCUCUUUGAGAAGGAGCAGGGAGUGGUCCGGAAAGCCGGGUGGCUUUUCUUCAAACCCCUUGUCACCUUGCAGAAGGAAAGGAAGCUGGAGCUGGUGGCUCGGAGGAAGUGGAAACAGUACUGGGUAACACUUAAGGGCUGCACCCUGCUGUUUUAUGAGACCUAUGGGAAGAAUUCCAUGGACCAGAGCAGUGCCCCAAGAUGUGCCCUCUUUGCUGAGGACAGCAUUGUGCAGUCUGUCCCAGAACACCCCAAGAAGGAAAAUGUGUUCUGCCUCAGCAACUCCUUUGGAGAUGUCUACCUUUUCCAGGCCACCAGCCAGACCGACCUGGAGAAUUGGGUCACUGCCAUACAUUCUGCGUGUGCGUCCCUUUUUGCAAAGAAGCAUGGGAAAGAGGACACUGUGAGGCUGCUGAAGAGCCAGACAAGAAGUCUGCUUCAGAAGAUCGACAUGGACAGCAAGAUGAAGAAAAUGGCCGAGUUGCAGCUGUCUGUGGUGAGCGACCCCAAGAACAGGAAAGCCAUUGAGAACCAGAUCCGGCAGUGGGAGCAGAAUCUGGAGAAGUUUCACAUGGACCUGUUCAGAAUGCGCUGCUACCUGGCCAGCUUACAAGGUGGGGAGUUACCGAACCCCAAGAGCCUGCUUGCUGCCACCAGCCGCCCCUCCAAGCUGGCCCUCGGCCGGUUGGGCAUCUUGUCUGUUUCUUCAUUCCACGCUCUGGUAUGCUCUAGAGAUGACUCUGCUCUUCGAAAAAGAACACUGUCACUGACCCAGCGAGGGAGGAGCAAGAAGGGCAUAUUUUCUUCCUUAAAAGGGCUGGACACCCUGGCAAGGAAAGGGAAGGAGAAAAGAGCUUCUGUCACUCAGAUAUUUGAUUCCAGUGGCAGCCAUGGAUUUUCUGGAACUCAGUUACCUCAAAUCUCCACUAACUCCAGUGAGGUUGACGAGCUCCUGCAUCUAUAUGGGUCAGCAGUAGAUGGCGCUCCCCGAGACAACUCCUGGGAAAUCCAGACUUACAUUCACUUCCAGGAUAAUCAAGGCGUUACUGUCACAAUCAAGCCAGAGCACAGAGUGGAAGAUGUUUUGACUUUGGCAUGCAAGAUGAGGCAGUUGGACCCCACUCACUAUGGCCUUCAGCUUCGGAAGUUAGUCGGUGAAAGCAUGGAGUGCUGUAUUCCUGCACCGUGUGAAUAUGUGCAAGAGCAGGUUUAUGAUGAAAUAGAAAUCUUUCCACUUAAUAUUUAUGAUGUGCAGCUCACGAAGACCGGGAGUAUCUCUGACUUUGGGUUUGCAGUCACAGCGCAGGUGGACGAGCACCAGCAUCUCAGCCGGAUCUUCAUAAGUGACGUCCUCCCUGAUGGCUUGGCGUAUGGAGGAGGAUUGAGAAAGGGCAAUGAAAUCACGACCUUAAAUGGGGAAGCCGUGUCGGAUCUUGACCUUAAGCAGAUGGAGGCUCUGUUUUCAGAGAAAAGUGUUGGACUUACUCUCAUCGCCUGGCCUCUGGACACAAAAGCAACCCUGUGCACUUCCUGGUCAGAUGGUGACCUGUUCUCCAGGGACCAGAAGGCUCUGCUGCCUUCCCCCAACCAGUCCCAGCUGCUGGAGGAAUUCCUGGACAACUUGAAAAAGAAUCCGGCAAAUGAUUUCAGCAAUGUCCCUGACAUCACAACUGGUAUGAAAAGGAGUCAGACAGAUGGCACUCUGGAUCAAGCCCCCCAUCGAGAGAAGAUGGAGCAGACCUUCAGGAGCGCUGAACAGAUCACCACCCUGUGUAGGGGCCUUAAGGACACCCAAAGCAAGAGUAUGGAAGGACCCAGGGAGAGUCAGGACCCACCUCUGAGGCCUCUGGCCCGCCACCUGUCUGAUGCAGACCGCCUCCGGAAAGUCAUCCAGGAGCUCGUGGACACGGAGAAGUCUUAUGUGAAGGAUCUGAGCUGCCUCUUUGAAUUAUACCUGGAGCCACUUCAGAAUGAGACUUUCCUUACCCAAGAUGAGAUGGAGUCACUUUUUGGAAGCUUGCCUGAGAUGCUGGAGUUUCAGAAGGUCUUUCUGGAGACUCUGGAAGAUGGAAUCUCUGCUUCCUCUGACUUUAAUAUGCUGGAAACUCCUUCACAAUUUAGAAAGUUGCUCUUUUCCCUUGGAGGCUCAUUCCUCUAUUAUGCGGACCAUUUUAAACUCUACAGUGGCUUCUGUGCUAACCAUAUUAAAGUACAGAAGGUUCUUGAGCGAGCUAAAACCGAUAAGGCAUUCAAGACUUUCCUGGAUGCCCGGAACCCCACUAAGCAGCAUUCCUCCACCCUGGAGUCUUACCUUAUCAAGCCGGUUCAGAGAGUGCUCAAGUACCCUCUGCUGCUGAAGGAGCUUGUGUCGCUGACGGACCGUGAGAGUGAGGAGCACUACCACCUGACAGAAGCACUCAAGGCAAUGGAAAAAGUAGCGAGCCACAUCAAUGAGAUGCAGAAGAUCUAUGAGGAUUAUGGGACCGUGUUUGACCAGCUGGUUGCAGAGCAGAGCGGCACAGAGAAGGAGGUAACAGAACUUUCCAUGGGAGAACUUCUGAUGCACUCUACAGUCUCCUGGUUGAAUCCAUUUCUUUCUCUAGGAAAAGCCAGAAAGGACCUUGAGCUUACAGUAUUCGUUUUUAAGAGAGCUGUCAUAUUGGUUUAUAAAGAAAACUGCAAACUGAAGAAGAAACUGCCCUCCAACUCCAGGCCUGCACACAGCUCUGCUGACUUGGACCCAUUUAAAUUCCGCUGGCUGAUCCCUAUCUCUGCACUGCAAGUCAGGCUGGGGAACACAGCAGGGACAGAGAAUAAUUCCAUAUGGGAGCUGAUCCAUAUAAAGUCGGAAAUAGAAGGACGGCCAGAAACCAUUUUUCAGUUAUGCUGCAGUGACAGUGAGAGCAAAACCAACAUCGUUAAGGUGAUUCGUUCUAUACUGAGGGAAAACUUCAGGCGUCACAUAAAGUGUGAGUUACCACUAGAGAAGACCUGUAAGGAUCGCCUGGUACCUCUCAAGAACCGAGUUCCUGUUUCAGCCAAAUUAGCUUCGUCCCGGUCUCUCAAAGUCCUCAGGACCUCCUGCAGCAGCGAGUGGCCCAGCGAAGCCAGCAAGGCCAACUCCCUGGACUCUGACGAGUGCAGCCUGAGCAGCGGCACCCAGAGCAGUGGCUGCUCUGCAGCUGAGAGCAGGCAGGACUGCAGGAGCGCGCCCCCUCCAGUGGGCGACCCCCAGGUGGGCGACCCCCACGAGGGCCUGGCCGACUUUCCCGACAAUCUCAUCAAAGAGAGUGAUAUUCUGAGCGAUGAAGACGAUGACUAUCACCAGACUCUGAAACGGAGUAGCCCCACCAAGGACAUCGAAAUUCAGUUCCAGAGACUGAGAAUCUCCGAGGAGCCUGAUGCCCACCUGGGGGAGCAGCAGCCUGAUACAGGGCUGGCCGAGGGCCUGAAGGGAGAGCAGCCCAAGCUGGUGCGGGCACACUUCUGCCCCAUUAAACGAAAAGCAAACAGCACCAAGAGGGACAGAGGAGCUUUGCUGAAGGCGCAGACGCGUCACCAGUCCCUUGACAGCCAACCUGAAAAUAUCAACAUUGAUCUCAAUUUUGUUCUAGAGCGAGAAUUCAGUGUCCAGAGUUUAACUUCAGUUGUCAAUGAGGAGUGUUUUUACGAAACAGAGAGCCAUGGAAAAUCAUAGUACAGUUCCACCCAGAGAAGGGUUACAUUGCUCACUUACUUUUAAACUGGUGGUAAAGUGGAAAUUGCAGAAAAACUAUGCCUCAUUGGUUGUGUGCAGUAUGCAUUUUCCCACAAAACUGUAAAGAUUUAAGUUAUUUUAAUUUAUUGUGGAUCAGGAAACUAGAUUAAACUUGUCAGAAUCUGUACAUGACUUAGUUUAUAUCCCUUUUGAGCAGGUAUCAAAAUGAUUUAGAAUCCUGAAAACUGCAUUCUGAUUGUAAGUUAUGUGGAGAAAAGGAUGGGGAGGUUGUGAUUAACAGCUUUCAAAAGGAUCAUUUUUUUUUUUUUUUUUUUUUUUAAUCCUCUGGGCAUUUUCUUUGAGCUGUUUUUGCUUUAUUUAAAGUAUAUUUAAAUUAUUUUAAUGUGGGUUGGGGUACAAUAUGCAGGUAGUUCAUUUUUGUAGGGUUGUAAUAGAGGCUGUUUAUACUAAACAUGUCAUAUCUAUGUAGUAUAUAUAUUAAAAGCUUGUACUGUAUCUUAUUUGAUAUUUAUUUUCUCUACCAAGCUGUACAGUAAAAGGAACAUAAGUCACCUGGU
Chinchilla lanigera (long-tailed chinchilla) is the source of this 6430-nucleotide messenger RNA. It is a transcript of the gene Tiam2, whose product is annotated as T-cell lymphoma invasion and metastasis 2. Gene Ontology annotation, biological process: small GTPase-mediated signal transduction; activation of GTPase activity; positive regulation of axonogenesis. The record is from RefSeq and is a predicted model, not a curated record. Gene Ontology annotation, cellular component: membrane; synapse. Gene Ontology annotation, molecular function: protein binding; guanyl-nucleotide exchange factor activity. The coding region runs from base 678 to 5852 and encodes 1724 amino acids. The transcript has 28 exons. NCBI's taxonomy places the organism in Eukaryota, Metazoa, Chordata, Mammalia, Rodentia, Chinchillidae.